AUGUCGCUGCACCCGCGUCAGUCGCUGCAUCCUGCGGCCAUGGGCCACAAUGCAGCUAUGCCAAUACAACAGCACUCGGUCACCGAGCAGAUCAUGCAGCUCGACCAGGCCAUCACAUUGACACUCCAAGAGAUUGACCAGAACUUUGCAACCGCGCAUCAGAUUGUCACAUCGCGCAUCCUUCCUGCUAUCAAGGAGUAUGGUAUUGCAAGCGCACGCGUUUGGCAAGGCGCCAAGUUUUGGAAGACAUUCUACGAAGUAUCCGCCAACGUUUCGCUCACUGCUCAUGUUCAAGACGAAUCCGAAUUCGAUGAUAACUCGCAGGGCGCCGAUGUUACUCAAAGCGGCAACGAAUCGCGCGAGAAUGCCACCUUUACCAGCGAUGAUGGCGUGCCAAGUCCACAUUCCGAGACGGGAUCCAUCAUUUAUAACGAAAUGGAUGUGUCCCUCGCCUCGGAUGGUGGCGACGCCAAUGAACAUGAUGCAGCAGACCAGAGCGUCCAACAGGCACCAGCAGAUCGUGCGCGUGCAGCUUCGCCUCCGCGCUUCAGCAAUGCAUCCAUGGCUGCCGCCGCCCGACGAGAGGCAGCACAGCGCAAGCAACAAAAGCCGCACCACCGCGAGGACCAAGAAAACAUGUUCGACCCCGCCGAGUCGCCGUUCGAGCGUCUGCGCCGUGAUAUUACCUCUGGACUUGGCAAGCGCAUCAACGACCCAAGCAUGGAUCAAAGCUCCUUCAUGGCGUCAAGCAGCACAAAACCACCGUCCCGAAUGACAAACACUGAACGCGACCGGGCCGCCCUGGCCCAAGGCAUUGAGAACCUGGGUCGUACCCACACCGGCAAAAGUGGGCAUCUCUUGGACGCCGACAGCUCCGACGCCUCUUCGGUUCAUGAGCUUGCGCGUUUCACGUCAUCGGCCACAUCGGCUGGUCGAAUGAAGACGUCUUCUACGCCCAAGAAGGGUGCGCUCCUCAACAAGGUGCUCAACUCGGAGCACAAGCGAAACAAGGGACGGCUCAGCUACACCAAGAUCCAGGCUACACCUCGAAGCUCGCAGUCCAAGUCGAAUCCUUUCGCGCCUCCCAGCGUGCGCAUGUGGGAUGGUAUUGUAGACCUGCGCAAGACGCCGCUCACGUCCAAGAUCAAGGGCACCAAGUCGUCAAAGGCAGCUUCCAGCAGUAAGCGAGGUGGAGCUGCCAAGAAGAACGAUGCGCAGGCCGACGACGAUGCAGAGUGGGACUCGGACUCGUCGGACCAGGACUCGCUCGGCUGGCCUGCCGGCAUGUCUCCUCCCGUGACAAUGCAAUUUUCGGUGCCACAGAGCCGAUAUGCGCAGACGCCGGCAAAGGAAGCCGCCAAGAUGAUGGUCGACGAUCUGCUUCGAAGCGUGGGAGCUUCGAGCCCCGCACAAAGGGUGUGGCCGAAGAGCGCGAUCAAGAACAGAUCCGAUCAAGCUACAUCCGAGAACGGAGCAAGCUCUCGCAAGCAGCCAGUAGCGACACCUCUGAGGAUGAGUCGCAAGGAAGCCAAGCAACAUGAUCGACAGAUUAGUACUGGACGACGACGAAACUCGAUUCCCACUCCGCCCACGCUCACCAAGCGCGGACCCAGUCUGGCGCAACAAGAUACACCGAACAGCAGCAGCCAGAUGGGCCGUGGCUCGAACGGUGCACCGUCUGCCAAUGCUAGCUCGGCUGCGCUUUUGAUGGACGCUGACGAGGGACUUGAGCUCAAUGCGGCCGAUGCGCAAGGCAUCUCAUCGUCCGAAUUGCAUCACCGAUUUGGCGGUCUCAACUUGCAAACGGCCGGCGUGCUUCCUCUCGACGACGACGACGACGAUGAUGACGACGAUGAUGAGUCGUCGGAUAGCGAGUCGGAUGACGGCGCUGACAGCAUGGUAGGAUCGAUGCUCUCGUCAGCAGCUAAAUUUUCCGCAUCGAGCAACAGCCGUAUCGGCGGAGGAAGCCAGAACGACAACUCUGGUUGGACCAGCUCGACCAUCUCGUCGUUCAACCAGAAGCAGGCGGGUCGUAGUAUCGAGGAUGACACGUUGUUUGGUGUUCGUAGCAAUGCAGCACCACGUGCCGUAGAGACGCACGGCAGCCGCAGUCAGGCGGAUUCCGGUGGCUCUAGUCAACCAUGGACAACCGGAGCAAAGGGCGUGAAUGAGCGUGGCGAGGAGUCGUUCAAGGUGUGGGGCCAUGUAGAUGAGAUGGGCACGGUACAUGGUGGACGACCGUUGGUAGACCGCGAUGAUACCUACAGCGCCCCGAGUCCGACUCCGUUCAACAUGAAUCUUGGCGCCGCUUCUGGUAGAUGA
This is a messenger RNA of Mycosarcoma maydis (corn smut), 2322 nucleotides long. RefSeq lists its product as uncharacterized. Gene Ontology annotation, biological process: attachment of spindle microtubules to kinetochore. Gene Ontology annotation, cellular component: DASH complex; mitotic spindle; mitotic spindle pole body. NCBI's taxonomy places the organism in Eukaryota, Fungi, Basidiomycota, Ustilaginomycetes, Ustilaginales. The transcript has a single exon. The record is from RefSeq and is a predicted model, not a curated record. The coding region runs from base 1 to 2322 and encodes 773 amino acids.